AAUCGGAGAAGUCGCAGAGCCCGGCCGACUACAUUACCCAGAAGCCUCGUGGUUCCGCUUUGUGUUUCUGCUUUUGGGCGCCUGGGGCCGCUGGACGUCCCCGAAGGCUGCGGGUUCGCCGGACCGAGGCAAGAGGGGGAAAUGGUCCCCGCCCGGCCACUCGCGGGUUGAGGAGGGGCUGCCCUGGCAGGGCGGCAGGCCAGCUGCGGCGCGGUGCACCGUUGGGAAGGGGUGCGUUGCCGUCCAGUCCUGCUGCUGAAUGUCCGUUCCAGAGGAUGAGGAGAGGCUUUUGCCGCUCACCCAGAGAUGGCCCCGAGCGAGCAAGUUCCUGCUGUCAGGCUGCGCGGCGACCGUGGCCGAGCUAGCAACCUUUCCCCUUGAUCUCACAAAAACUCGACUCCAAAUGCAAGGAGAAGCUGCUCUUGCUAGGUUGGGAGACAGUGCAAGAGAAUCUGCCCCAUAUAGGGGCAUGGUGCGCACAGCCCUAGGCAUCAUCGAAGAGGAAGGCUUUCUAAAGCUUUGGCAAGGAGUGACACCCGCCAUUUACAGGCACAUAGUGUACUCUGGGGGUCGAAUGGUCACAUAUGAACAUCUCCGAGAAGUUGUGUUUGGCAAAAGUGAAGAUAAGCAUUAUCCCCUUUGGAAAUCAGUCAUUGGAGGGAUGAUGGCUGGUGUUAUUGGCCAAUUUUUAGCCAACCCAACUGACUUAGUGAAGGUUCAGAUGCAAAUGGAAGGAAAAAGGAAACUUGAAGGAAAACCAUUGCGAUUUCGUGGUGUGCAUCAUGCAUUUGCAAAAAUCAUAGCUGAAGGAGGAAUACGUGGGCUUUGGGCAGGCUGGGUACCUAAUAUACAAAGAGCAGCGCUGGUGAAUAUGGGAGAUUUAACCACUUAUGAUACAGUGAAACACUACUUGGUAUUGAAUACACCACUUGAAGACAAUAUCAUGACUCAUGGUUUAUCAAGUUUAUGUUCUGGCCUGGUAGCAUCUAUUCUGGGAACACCAGCUGAUGUCAUCAAAAGCCGAAUAAUGAAUCAACCACGAGAUAAACAAGGAAGGGGGCUUUUGUAUAAAUCAUCAACUGACUGCUUGAUUCAGGCUAUUCAAGGUGAAGGAUUCAUGAGUCUAUAUAAAGGCUUUUUACCAUCUUGGCUGCGAAUGACCCCUUGGUCACUGGUGUUCUGGCUUACUUAUGAAAAAAUCAGAGAGAUGAGUGGAGUCAGUCCAUUUUAAGCCCUUAAAGAUGCAGCCCUUACAGAUACAAUGUUCAGUGUUAUUGAAAUGUGGGCAUCUGCAACACACACCCCCUAUUAUUUGUACCUUUUUAGGAAGACACUCCACAGAGACUGUGAUUUAUAGGGGGCAGCACUUUAUUUUACUCUGGAAACCUGAAUUCUCUUUGACUCCUCUUUUUGUCCAAAAGUGAUCUGGUUGGAUCUUACGAGGCUAUCCGUUGAGACCCAGCACAGCAUAUUCUAAAGAAGAAUUGAACCCUGACCACUUUCACCUUUGCUGAGAAGUUUGGCCUUUGAGAUGCUAUUCUGUGCUGAAGAGCCUGCUUAGAGGAGAGCCAGGAGGGAAACAGCAUCUCAGAUCUGAAGUAGACAGUAGGAAUGUGGAAGAAUAUAUACAUAGUGCUUAAGAAAUAUGUUCAACCUGUUAAUGUCAGUAUUUAUAAUUGAAGUUUGGCAGUUCACUUUCCUGUUGUUAAAGUGUACAUAUUGUAAAUUAAAGGCAGGUGAAUGAAAAUUAAUGAAUAAACAUUUUGAGAUUACCUAGUGUUGAAGGAAGUUAAUGUAUCUUUUCUUGUCAGGAGGAUGAAAAAAAGAAAAAUCAAGUUGAGAUGACAUUUGGAUUUCAAGGAAAGAAGCUGCUUUCUGCCAGUGCCCCCUCAUUAGAUCUGUGUAAAUUGGUUAGUACUCCACUGCAUGUGCUAGUAACUUUCCCUGACAGCCACAGACUCUGAAUCUUGAUGCAAAGAGAAGAACAUUUGUCUCCUUACAUAUCCCAUUACAAAUUUGGAUUUGCUUCUAGCUUUCAAGAAUCUUCAUACAUAAGAAUUGCAACUUACUUGAUUAAAACUCAGCUGUAAUUCCUUUCAUAAAGCACUUUUUGAUAACAUCAACCUUUCAGUGGUAUUUUAAGAGCAAGGCUGAUAUGAAGUCAGCCAACAUGCUUGUUUUCUUAUCUCCUUUCCCUAAUACUAAGGGCAAGAAAGAGAGAGAGAGAGAGAGAACUCAAACUGUCAAUAGUUGAAUCUUAUCAGUUUGACAAAGCUUCUUGCCUAAAAAGUGAUGAGUAUAAACUGUCUGUGGUACACACAUGUUUCCAGUCUUUGAAUCAAAUCCCUUUUCUUAUUUUAGAAAGAUAAGACAUUUCUUCAGAAUCACCUAUAUACCACCUGCUCCUCCAACCUCAGACAGAGGGUAUUUCUGGAUAGAUGGUUGUGGUUAUGAGUAAAGGCUGUAACUGUUAAAAUAAGAAAAGAAAAAAAGCUCAGGCCCAAGAAAGACUUUGGAGCCAACCAAACAGAAUCUGUUAUGAUGGACAUGGAUAAUGGUGAUCAGAAAAAAAGUUUACAAGUGCUUUGUGGUUGCACUCAUGUAUAAUCACUGCCAUUUGAGCGGGGGGGGAGGCAUAUUUUAAAAUAUAUUUUAAUGUGAUAUAAUAAUAUGCAGUGGCUUAUUGUUUUUCUAGUUGUAGAAUGUGGAGUUUCAUCUCUUCAAAUCGUUAGGUGGUCUACCUUUCCAUUGCAUUUGUCAAUCUGUAAUUGAGUUGUUAAAUAUACUUAAUAUAUAUUAUGUGCUUAAAUUCCCAAGUGUUCUGCAUUGAACUACUUUGGAGGAAUUUUGUUUUUUUAUGUUUUGUAAUUUUUUAAAUUAAGUAAAACUGGAACAAAAUAAUUACAUGCAAACUGAACUGUGAAAAAA
Molecule: messenger RNA, 2928 nt
Organism: Galeopterus variegatus (Sunda flying lemur)
Lineage: Eukaryota; Metazoa; Chordata; Mammalia; Dermoptera; Cynocephalidae
Gene: SLC25A27
Product: solute carrier family 25, member 27
Exons: 9
Coding region: 260-1231 (323 amino acids)
Biological process (GO): response to cold
Source: RefSeq, a predicted model, not a curated record